CAAGCUUCAAUGCGCAUUAUGCCGGGAAUGGAAUUUCGUAUCAAUGAUUGCUAAGGAGCAACACGAGCAGUCACUUCAACACAGGAAGCGAAAAAUGCAGGCUAAUUACACUAAAUACAAAAAGGAGUGGGUGCGCCAGAAGACAGCAAUCAAAGUCACUGUGGAACCCGAGACGGCGCAAACUGCGGAAAAAAUUCUUAUUGUAGUCGGCGACGCUCCUCCGGGACCUGUCAAGAUCAACAUAAAAAACACCUAUCAUGGUGACCUGACGCUUCAACUCUUCGAAAAGUUGUACGACUGCAGCAACAUAAUUUUGGAAGACAAACAUGGACUCUGUUCUUCUCAGAAUGCGAGAGUACUAAAAAAAGUCAAUAAUUUGCACUAA
Messenger RNA from Hyalella azteca, 385 nucleotides. RefSeq lists its product as uncharacterized. The transcript has 5 exons. Lineage: Eukaryota; Metazoa; Arthropoda; Malacostraca; Amphipoda; Hyalellidae. The record is from RefSeq and is a predicted model, not a curated record. Bases 44 to 385 code for a protein of 113 amino acids.